Gossypium arboreum is the source of this 1620-nucleotide messenger RNA. Its product is annotated as ATP-citrate synthase alpha chain protein 2. Bases 162 to 1433 code for a protein of 423 amino acids. Lineage: Eukaryota; Viridiplantae; Streptophyta; Magnoliopsida; Malvales; Malvaceae. Gene Ontology annotation, molecular function: succinate-CoA ligase (ADP-forming) activity. The transcript is spliced from 13 exons. Gene Ontology annotation, biological process: succinyl-CoA metabolic process; tricarboxylic acid cycle. Gene Ontology annotation, cellular component: succinate-CoA ligase complex. The record is from RefSeq and is a predicted model, not a curated record.
UGAUUAUUUAAAAGAAAAAAAGAAAUAAAAUUCAAAGCAACGAAUCCAAAUUCACACCUAUAAAUACACCAAACAACCAACUACCUCUACCUGCUUCUAGUUUAGACAACCUUCCGGUUCGCCUGUCAUUCAACGAGAGAAAAACAAAAAACACUCCCGAAAUGGCACGCAAGAAGAUCAGAGAGUACGAUUCCAAGAGAUUGUUGAAAGAACAUUUCAAGAGGCUUUCCGGUAGAGAUUUGCCAAUCAAAUCUGCACAAAUUACGGAAUCAACUGAUUUCAAUCAGCUAGUAGAGAAGGAGCCAUGGCUUUCGUCACAGAAACUGGUUGUUAAACCUGAUAUGUUGUUCGGUAAGCGUGGGAAGAGUGGUUUGGUUGGCUUAAAUCUGGAUUUUGCUCAAGUUAUUGCUUUCGUGAAAGAGCGCCUUGGCAAAGAGGUGGAAAUGAGUGGAUGCAAGGGACCUGUUACAACUUUCAUUGUUGAACCUUUCAUCCCUCACAAUGAAGAGUUCUACCUUAACGUUGUCUCUGAGCGACUUGGUUGCAGCAUUAGCUUUUCAGAAUGUGGAGGGAUUGAAAUUGAAGAGAACUGGGAUAAGGUCAAGACCAUAUCUGUCCCAACCGGGUCGCUUUUGACAUCAGAAACUUGUGCUCCACUUGUUGCAACCCUUCCCUUGGAGAUCAAAGGAGAAAUCGAGGAGUUCAUCAAAGUGAUCUUUAAUCUGUUUCAAGAUCUCGAUUUCACAUUCCUCGAAAUGAACCCUUUCACGCUGGUCGACGGAAAGCCUUAUCCUUUAGACAUGAGAGGCGAGCUGGAUGACACUGCUGCUUUCAAGAACUUCAAGAAGUGGGGUAAUGUCGAAUUCCCAUUGCCUUUUGGAAGAACAAUGAGUGCAACCGAAAGCUAUAUUCACGGGCUAGACGAGAAGACCAGUGCAUCGUUGAAAUUUACGGUGUUGAACCCUAAGGGACGCAUUUGGACAAUGGUAGCUGGAGGAGGUGCAAGUGUCAUCUACGCUGAUACGGUUGGAGAUCUUGGUUUUGCUUCUGAGCUCGGAAAUUAUGCAGAAUACAGUGGAGCACCCAACGAAGAGGAAGUAUUGCAGUAUGCCAGAGUAGUUAUUGAUUGUGCAACCGCAGACCCUGAUGGUCGCAAAAGAGCCCUCGUAAUUGGCGGAGGAAUAGCCAACUUUACUGAUGUCGGUGCUACAUUUAACGGCAUUAUCCGAGCCUUGAAGGAGAAGGAAUCAAAGCUCAAAGCCGCUCGGAUGAUGAUAUACGUGAGGAGAGGAGGUCCAAAUUACCAGAGAGGCCUCGCGAAAAUGCGGGCACUUGGAGAGGAAAUCGGAAUCCCUAUCGAGGUUUAUGGUCCCGAAGCUACGAUGACCGGUAUUUGCCAGCAAGCUAUCCAAUACAUCAGUGCAGCUGCCUAAGUUGUCGGUUCGGGUUCAUGUUCGGUCUCUGUUUUUUUUUUUCCUCCUUUUCAAGUGGGUCAUUUUCAUUAGAUUUCCCUUUUGCCAUGUUACUGAAACAUUUGGAAUUUAUUUGCUGAAAAGUGAACAUGAAAUCUUAGGCAUAAAUGGCAUUUGUCAGCAAUAAAGAUCUUAAAAAUUUUCUACA